GUGAGACGGUUGAGGGCUAGCCGGUGCCGCCUUUGGGCCCUCGGCCAUGUGUUUUUUAGAGUGUUGGCAUCGAUGACGCAGGUGCGGUCCGGAGUGAGGAGCUCGCGGAAGUCGCUGGUGGAGCAUGGCGCGGGUGACGGCGCCCAGCCUGCCUCCAUCGUUCAGGGCCUGGACGAGAGCCUUGCCGGCGCGGCGGGCAUACAGCUCGCGGAUGCUGCCUACGCCCAGGCCAAGGGCGUUGGGAGUCGAGGCUGGUGACGUCAUGUGUGCUGUACGGCAUGAACGGGAGGCUGUAGGCCACUGCUGGGUGGAUGGUAAAUUGUAUCAUUCGGAGCUUUUGGUCUGGUGUGGCAAGUGAUGUGGCGAUGCGUUGCCCUCGCUUCUUAAUCUUUUCCCGGAUGUACUGUACUUGUGCGCUCCAGUCUAGGGUAGGGGUGAUGUGGAUGCCGAGGUAUUUGUAGGAUUCAUGCGGGGGCUUGUAUGGGAUAGCGGUGCCGUCUAUGCGGAUUUGGCCUUCUAGCAUCCGGGCGAGCGCUGCCUGGUGGGGCUUGCUGCGGGGGCCGCCAAGGGUGGGGUCGGCGCGCGCGCGGCCGUGGAGUAUGCCUUGUAGUUGGCAUUUGGAGACGUUGACCUUCAAACCGCCCCAUGCUGCGUAUUUCUCAAUUUUUUCAACUUGGAUUCGUAGAUUUGAGAUUUGGGUUGUGGCUGUGACCAGGUCAUCAGCGAAGGCGCCGGAGCUGAGGUUAUGCUUGUCGUUUUCGGCUUUGGUGAGGCAUCCGUAUUGGUACCCGCGCCCGCCAACGUGUAGCCACCGGAGCAGCGGUUCAAUAAAGAUGAUGAACAGUAGGGGUGAUAGGACGUCACCCUGCACUGUGCCUCGUUGGAUGGGGAUGGGGGGCGUGGUGCCGUGCUCAGUGCGGACGCUGGUGGCUGCCUUGCCGUAGAGGUCCCGUACCACCUCAAUCAGGUCGGUGGGGUAGCCUAGAUCGCGCAUGACGAUGAGCAGUUUGUCAUGGUCGAUCGUGUUAAAUGCGGAGGUGAAGUCAAUGUACAGUAGGAAGAGGUCGCGUCCGGUGGUGGCGGCGUCCUCUAUUGCGUGGAGCAGGUGUUGGACUUGCCGUUCGGUAUUGCGGCCUCUGAGAAAUCCUUCUUGUGACUCCGUGAAAAUGUGGGCUUGUUCGCUAAACAGGGCGGCGUUUACGGUGAUGAGAGAGGUGUACAGCUUGUAGAGGGUGUUGGCCAGCGCGAUAGGCCGCUUAUUCUGUAUCAGCAGGGGGUCUCCCUUCUUGGGUAGGAGGACGGUGUCGGACUGUGUCCAGUGUGUAGGGAUGUGCGCUUUCACCCACAUGAGGGUCAUGAGUUGGUGGAUGGCUGUCUGCAGGUUGGUUGGUAUUGUCUGGAGGAGUUCGUUGGGUAUUCCAUCGGGCCCCGGGGCCUUGCGGCGGGACAGGUGGUUGACGCAGCCAAAGAACGUUGUGCUGUCGGCUAUGCCGGGCAGUAGGGUGGCGGGUGCGUCGGUUGGCUUGGAUAGGGCCGGCAUACGAUCAGGUGCGUCGGGCCGGCUCCAGGGGUACUGUUUCUCGCUGUGGGGUAUGUCGUAGUGUCCUGUGCGGGGGCCAUUGAUUGGGAGGAGUUGAGCGGUGAAGUGCUGGUGGAUGCUGCUCAGGAUUUUCUCGGGUGCGGUGUGGACUUCUUUGGUGGUGGGGUCAGUGAGGGCGGGCGUGCCGCGUGGCUGGUCCGUUUCAUCGAAGAUCUUCUGGUGUGCGCGUUUUGGCUGUGUUGCAACCAGUCGUCGGAAGGCGCGGGCUGCCCGUUUGGUGUUGAGUUUCCUUGCUUCCUUUUUUGCGGCACGGAGGAGGGUGCGUGCGUUGAGUAGUUGACUCCGGAUGGCGGUGGGUGUGUCGGCUUCUGCGGGGGUCGGCGGGGUAGGUGUGGGGCUGGUGGUGUUGGGUGGGGGCGUCGGGGCGGGGUGAGGUGAGGUGGUGGGUGGGGUGGCGCCCGCUGCGUUUGUGGCAGUAAGGGCGGCUGUGAGUCGUUCUUUCAGCUUGCUGGUGGCAGUCAGGAGGCGCGUCACUGUUUUUGACGUGUGGUGUCGUGGGCUUGUAGUGCUGGCGCGCGGCGGUUUUUUGUCGCAGUAGGUUUUGAGAACGUCCAGGCACUUUUGGAGGAUGGUUUCGAGUGUGUUGCUGAUGGACGUGGUGUCGGCAGCACUAACUUCGGGAAGGGCGCGGAACUCCGCAGGGCUUGGGGUGUUCCGUUCGGCUUGGGCAGGGGUGAGGCCGGCAGGGUAUAGCUUAUUG
Messenger RNA from Chlamydomonas reinhardtii, 2300 nucleotides. RefSeq lists its product as uncharacterized. The coding region runs from base 73 to 258 and encodes 61 amino acids. The transcript is spliced from 3 exons. Lineage: Eukaryota; Viridiplantae; Chlorophyta; Chlorophyceae; Chlamydomonadales; Chlamydomonadaceae. The record is from RefSeq and is a predicted model, not a curated record.